AGUGCACCUCUGAGAGAGAGAGAAGUGUAAAUAGGAUCAGUGUAUCGUGAGUGCAGCUAGCUGCCGAAAUGUCCACCGGAGUGGGAAAACAUAAGAUGCUGUCCCUGGGGCCGACAGAGCCGUGGUCCAUCAGGGAGAAGCUGUGCCUGGCGUCGUCAGUGAUGAGGAGCGGAGAUCAGAACUGGGUAUCAGUGAGCAGAGCCAUCAAACCGUUCUCCGAGCCAGGCCGCCCUCCAGACUGGUUUUCUCAAAAGCACUGUGCUUCCCAGUAUUCAGAGCUGCUGGAGACCACAGAGGCCCCAAAACGGAAGCGCGGUGAAAAGGGAGAAGUUGUCGAGACCAUCGAGGACGUGAUCGUGCGCAGGCUGACGGCAGAGAGGAUAGACGAGCUCAAAAGACUCCUCAAAGACACCCAGGAGAAAUACAGGAAGCUGAAGAAGGAGGUGGAUUUGAUUCAGGCAGGACACAUGGACUCGAAACUGGAGGAGUUAUGGGGAGAGAUUGAGCAGUGUGUGAAUGAAUCUGACAGAAAAAAGAAGCAGGAGGAGGAGGAGGCUGAGCAGAAGAGGAGAGCGACAGAGUCGGCCUAUCAGGCACGACAAGCUGCGAAAAACACGAAGAGACACCCAAGCAUCACUGUCCGCUCUCCGCUAGGGGCCAGUUCACCCACCAUGGAUCUCCCACAGCCUGACACCCCUCAGCCAAUGACGGACGAGUCCUGUCCCAGUCCUAUGGCGCAGGGUGUGCCGGUGUUCGUGCCAGUUUCUGAGUCAGCUGGCCAAGUGCAUAAGGACGGAAGCCUGGGUGCUCUGAUCGACGAAUCUCCACAGAAGAAGCUCCCAAAUCAGAAAGCCACGCCCCCACCUUCGCCUUUGCUGUCUGAGCUGCUGAAGAAAGGUAGCCUCCUGUCAGCCAGCCCAAGACUGGUGGUGGAGGGUGAGGUGGCUGCAGCUCUCAGUAAUGGUGCCCAUGGUGUGGACAUUCACGUCCCUGCAGCUGUUCAUUCCACCAGCCAUGACGUCUCGACAGAUGCACCAACGUUAUCGCGUUUGUUGGAAGGCGCUAUCCCGGUCCAGAUGCCAGCCAGCGCUGAACCCUCUAACCCCCCCGCUGUUGCUCUUCCUGCUUCCGGACACCACUUUAUACCUAGCACAGCAGCUGCGGUAACAGAAUGUUCCGGUCCAGAGUCGGUGCUGGCGGUACAGUCUGGGUCGGAGCAGACAGAGGUGAGAGAGGGAGAGCUGGUGGAGGACCUGGUGGCUGUGUCUUACAUGGAGGACGAGUUGGACCUGGAGACAGUGGGGGAUAUUAUAGCCAUUAUUGAAGAAAAGGUUGAUGACUCAGUGGAGGUGUUGGAUGCAGCAGCAGUGGAGGCUGCGCUGUCUCUGUGCGAGGAAGCAGUAGCCGGGGGCCACGCUCUCUCAGACCCCUGGGAAACCCAGCCCUUUAAACCACCUGAGCCCGAGUCCAGAGUUUUCACCAGUCCCCAGCUUAGCUCUUCCUCACCUGUGCCCGCCACCAUCGUGGUGGAAUCCGUGAUGGUGGAAGAGGUCGGACAGGCCGGAGUGUCCGAGAUGCCCACGGAGGACCCCAAUUCUGCAGCCAUUUCAGGAAACGCGCACGAGCCUGAGACAGCAGGUGACGAAGAGAGGGACGGCGAGGAGGAUGGAGCGAGGGGGGAGGAGGAGCAGACGGAGAACAGAACACCCAGUCCAUCGGUAAAGUGCGAGAGCGAGGAGUGGACGCAGCCGGAAGCAGAGACGCCCUGCCUCGACUCGGAGGACAGCUCCGCCUCCGGGAGAGACCCAAAGGAGGUGAAGGAUGAAGAUGGAGGGAGUGAAGUGGAUGCAGAUGAAGGGAUGGAGAUGAAAGAAUGCGGAGAGGGGCCGUAUCUUUCAGAGGUGGACCCACCGGCCAGCGAGAGCGAGGACGGGUACGGAACUAACUCCCAACGCUACACCACGGCAGAUUCCACCGCCAGCAGCCCUGCGUCAUCCCAGUUUUCGAUGUGUAGUGAGGAUCAGGAGGCUUUGCAGGCUCAGAAAAUCUGGAAGAAGGCCAUCAUGCUGGUGUGGCGUGCAGCAGCCAAUCACAGGUAUGCGAGUGUGUUUCUGCAGCCUGUCUCAGAUGACAUCGCUCCUGGAUACCACAGCAUCGUACACAGGCCCAUGGACCUGUCUGCAAUCAAGAAGAACAUCGAGACGGGGCAGAUCCGCACGACAGCCGAGUUCCAGCGAGACAUCAUGCUAAUGUUUCAGAACGCAGUCAUGUACAACAGCUCAGAUCACGACGUCUACCACAUGGCCCUGGAGAUGCAGCGCGACGUCCUGGAGCAGAUCCAGCAGUUCCUGGCCACUCAGCUCAUCAUGCAGACGUCCGAAUCAGGCAUCAGCGCCAAGAGCCUGCGCGGACGAGAGGCCAACCGUAAACAGGACCCGAACGACAAGGACAGUCUCCCCAUGGCCUCUCCUGCUUUCCUUCUCUCUCUCUUUGACGGAGGCACCAGGGGGCGCCGUAGUGCCAUCGAGGCUGAUAUGAAGAUGAAGAAAUGAACAAAGUCCACAUGGCCUUAAGGACCGAUAUCUAUCUCUGUCUCUCACUCUCUCACAUACACACUCGCACUCGGACACACCCAGAAUGAACCUGGACCUGUGUGUGUGUAAUAGAUCUCGAUAAUCUAUUAUCCUAGACUGGUACCAAAAUCCAGAAUUGUGACACCCAAAGGCAUUUUUGAGACAAAGU
Molecule: messenger RNA, 2742 nt
Organism: Neoarius graeffei (lesser salmon catfish)
Lineage: Eukaryota; Metazoa; Chordata; Actinopteri; Siluriformes; Ariidae
Gene: brd8b
Product: bromodomain containing 8b
Exons: 19
Coding region: 69-2552 (827 amino acids)
Cellular component (GO): NuA4 histone acetyltransferase complex
Molecular function (GO): protein binding
Source: RefSeq, a predicted model, not a curated record